Molecule: messenger RNA, 1376 nt
Organism: Hypomesus transpacificus
Lineage: Eukaryota; Metazoa; Chordata; Actinopteri; Osmeriformes; Osmeridae
Gene: hibch
Product: 3-hydroxyisobutyryl-CoA hydrolase
Exons: 14
Coding region: 84-1274 (396 amino acids)
Biological process (GO): L-valine catabolic process
Cellular component (GO): mitochondrion
Molecular function (GO): 3-hydroxyisobutyryl-CoA hydrolase activity
Source: RefSeq, a predicted model, not a curated record
CACCAAAGAAAAAGAUUCAAUUCAGCCUUCCGUUCAAGCACAUAUCAACCUUGAUGAAUAGCAAAUUGAUUGCCUAAUUCAUUAUGUCAGUAACAAUUUUGAAUGCCAACCGCAGAUUGACCUACAUCUGCAUAUUACAGAGUAUUCGUGGUCGCAUGAUGCACAAUCAAGCUGGGCCAGAGGUUCUGAUUGAGAGGGUGGGCACUGCAGGGAUAAUCACACUAAACCGACCAAAAGCUCUGAAUGCACUGAACCUGUCUAUGAUCCGAAUGAUUUACCCUCAACUUAAGAAAUGGCAGGUAGAUGAAGAGGCAGCCAUUGUCAUUAUUAAAGGAGCAGGUGGAAAGGCAUUUUGUGCGGGUGGAGACAUCAGGGCUGUCACAGAAGCAGGAAAGGUUGGAGAUCCUCUCGCACAGGAUUUCUUCCGCGAGGAAUACAUUCUGAACCAUGCAAUUGGAACUUUACAGAAACCAUAUGUGGCCCUUAUUGAUGGAAUCACUAUGGGAGGGGGUGUCGGCCUCUCCGUCCAUGGGCGUUUUAGGGUGGCGACGGAGAAGACGCUUUUUGCCAUGCCAGAGACAGCAAUUGGGCUGUUUCCUGAUGUUGGAGGUGGUUACUUCCUGCCGAGGUUGCAAGGCAAGCUAGGUCUGUUCCUUGCCUUGACGGGUUUUCGUCUUAAAGGACUUGAUGUGCAGAGAGCAGGGGUGGCCACUCACUUUGUGAAGUCUCAGAAGAUUGCAGCCCUUGAGAAGGAACUGGUUGAGUUGAGGUCUCCCUCCAAUGCAGAUGUUUCUAGAAUACUAGAUUCCUACCACAAACAGAGCAUUCUGGAUGCAGAAAAUGGAUUUGUCCUUCAACAGCACACAGAUGUGAUUGAUAGACUUUUCAACUCUAGCAGUGUGGAAGGGAUUCUGCUGAACCUGAAGACAGAGGGAUCACCAUUCGCACUUAAACAGGCUGAGAUUUUGUCCCAGAUGUCUCCUACGUCGCUAAAGAUAACCUUCAAACAACUGCAGCAGGGAGCCACCAUGAGUCUGCAGGAAGUGCUGGUGAUGGAGUAUAGGCUCAGUCAGGCAUGCAUGAGGGGCCAAGACUUCUACGAGGGAGUUAGAGCUGUGCUCAUAAACAAGGAUCAAAAUCCAAAAUGGAAUCCCUCGACACUGGAAGAGGUGUCAGUGCAGGAUGUGGAUGAAUGUUUCUCCUCCUUGGGAGACCAGGAUCUUCGACUCAGAGGCCCAAGACAGCAUUCACCCUCAGUUCUCCACCACCUAUGAGUCCCACUGUCACACUCUUGCUAAUGAAUGUUUCUAAACGUUUGUUAGUUUACUACACAAUACCCUAACAGUGCAGUGCUACAGUAACAACAUUCCCUGAAA